Molecule: messenger RNA, 1871 nt
Organism: Plutella xylostella (diamondback moth)
Lineage: Eukaryota; Metazoa; Arthropoda; Insecta; Lepidoptera; Plutellidae
Source: RefSeq, a predicted model, not a curated record
GGAACUUCGGAAAUUGUCAAAUAUGGCAAGCGGUAAACGAACGAAACGGGCGUCAGUCAAGCUCACUGUAUUGUAUUUGUAUUUUUCCAUAUUUUGUAGUAUCCAGAAACGAUACUGAGUUUUGAAACUAUAACAGUUUACAAUACUUCAACUACGUGAUUUGACCUAAGGAUUUGACCCAUUCGUGAUCGUGAUCAGCAAUGGGUGGCGCGCGGUGUACGUAUCGUACCUGCACAGUGCGCACGGACGGGCAGACACACUUGUUCCACUAUCCGGUGUUCGACAAGCUGCGGUGCCACCAGUGGCUCACCAACGCGCAGCAACUCUACUUCCUGAACUUGAAGGUUUCACAACUCAAGAACAAGGUUGUCUGUCAGCACCAUUUUAAGGAGGAUCAAUUCAUGAACUAUAAGAAAGACAAACUGACAUGUUUUGCAGUUCCUACAGAAGACGGACCUUUCUGUGACACAGAUGACGAGUCACUUAUAACUGAGAAUGACUUGCUCUCUCCAAUCAAACCAGAAUAUAUCGAAAAUGAAUAUCCCUUCAAUGUCAAUGAGAAAAGAGCUAAAUUUUCUAUGAAAUAUGGAGAUUUUCUGACAAAUUGUGAUGUAAUGGAGACUAACAAUGGCCUCAAUUCAUUGAUAAUACCUAAUUUUACACCUAAAAGAAUGACACCCUUAAGAACGGCUAAAAAAGAGUGUAAACCUAGGCCAUCCAUGAAUAUUUUAAAUGAAGAAGCGUCCGAAAUAAGUAAACCAACUUUAACAUAUCAAAUGAAUAAUAUUCAACAGCUACCACAACAGUAUAAUGUUACGAAAUUAGAACAGAACCAAUCAUCUUCUAUUUCUGAUUUAAUGAAAACAACUGCCACACCAAGCAAGUCCAAGAUUACCAUCUUAUCUGAAGAGAGUUUCAAUAGUCAUAUACCUAUUCCAAUUGAUACAUUCGUAACAGUUUCACCAUCAAUGGUCCUGCAAGCUCCUAAAGGAAAUAAGAAGAGUGUAGAUCCUAAUGCUGAACAUUAUAUUAUUAGUCUGGAACCAUAUCCAAUGGGUAUCACUGAUCCACCCACCAAUCAGAAUGAUAAAUCAGGUCUUAUUACUGAACAAAAUAAUUCAGCACCUAUCAUUACUGAGUUAUGUAAUUCAGCACCUAGGAUUUCUGAGUUAGGUAAUCCAGGACCCAUCAUUACUGAUUCAGUACCCCCUAUCAUUACUGAAUCAAAUAACUCAGUAAACCCCAUGGUUGAGGCACAUAAUGCAGCAACACAGAUUGAUCAAUUCAUACCAGAUUUGUCAAACACAAGCAAAGGUGAAGCUGUCAUAAAGGAAUGGAACAUCAAUGAAGAACGAGAAGCAAAACAAAUGAGUUCACCAACUCUAAAACAAAAUAGAAAAUCUAGCAAAAGAGUUGCUGAUAUAGAACAGAAACGCAAAUUUAACAAGAAAUUACGAGACAUUGUUGAAGAAAGUCUCAACAGAGCUGAUGAAAAUGAAAGUCUAUUAAUUGCUCCCAAAAAACGUAAGCUCCAAAGCAUGGAAGCUAGAGAUCCUCUCAUUACAUAUCUCGAUUCAAGACUAAAACAAAUGGAACAUGCUCUAAUCCAAAGGAUAGACACUAAUAGUCACAGAAUUAAGGAACUCCAAUCUCAGUUCAGUAGUCCCAGAAAGGAGUCAAAAGGUGCCAGAAAAUAUUCAGUGUUUACGCAAACGACAAUUCAUGAUGAACAGACUCAAAAGAAAACUCUUUACAAUGAUAUUUCUAAGUACCUUAGUGCAGAAGCUAAAAGUUUGGUCUUUGAAGAGCUAUUUCUUAAAAAGAUUAUUAAACCACCUUUGAGAUCAAGUAAAAGAAAUGUUAAAACGUAA